CGGCGUUCGAUAUUCCAAGUUUUUUUUCUUUUUCUUUUUCUUUCUUUUAACAAUUGCUCUGGUAUUCUACUGUGUACGAAGCUGUCUGCCGGCCUACUCUAUGGGAAUAUCGUACGUUAAUAGGUAGGUAAGCUUCGGCAGGCACGACGAUUUAGAUCGAGCCCUUCGCUACCAUAUGCCGGGUCAAUGAUCGGCCUCCUCCUGCUAAAUGCUGAACUAUUUAUAUACAGCAGCAACGAAAAAUACGGUCCUGGCAUUCUCUACUUUCCUCUUCGUUUGUUUGUUUCUUUCUUUCUCCCCUUUGGAUCCGAUCUUCUUGUUUUUAUUCUCAUCUUCGUUUUUACAUUAUCAUUCUAUAUACUUAGAUGACAUGAGCGCAUUUUCCUUUCAAGACGAGGCUAAAACCAAACGCAGUGGAAACCCUCACGGCAAAGGAUUUCAACUCGCUCGUAUCGUAUCUUCGGAUAUGAUCUCCCGGCCCCGAACCCCCAAACAUAAAUAUAGUGGCCUAACACCCGUCUAAAUGCGACGAACAUGAUAGUACAGAAAAAGUAAACGCUCCGCAUAUAACAAAAGGAAGGGUAUACGACGCC
Messenger RNA from Xylaria bambusicola, 593 nucleotides. RefSeq lists its product as uncharacterized. The record is from RefSeq and is a predicted model, not a curated record. NCBI's taxonomy places the organism in Eukaryota, Fungi, Ascomycota, Sordariomycetes, Xylariales, Xylariaceae. The transcript has 3 exons. The coding region runs from base 209 to 523 and encodes 104 amino acids.